Molecule: messenger RNA, 1215 nt
Organism: Penicillium taxi
Lineage: Eukaryota; Fungi; Ascomycota; Eurotiomycetes; Eurotiales; Aspergillaceae
Product: pyruvate dehydrogenase (acetyl-transferring) subunit E1 alpha
Exons: 4
Coding region: 1-1215 (404 amino acids)
Biological process (GO): pyruvate decarboxylation to acetyl-CoA
Cellular component (GO): intracellular membrane-bounded organelle
Molecular function (GO): pyruvate dehydrogenase (acetyl-transferring) activity
Source: RefSeq, a predicted model, not a curated record
AUGUUCUUCCGCGUUGCAGCUCGCCAGGCUGCGCCUCUGCGCCGCCAGGCCUUUGCCCCUGUUGUCCGCCGUUCUGUGACUACCGACGCCGCGUCGUCGCACGCCGAGAACAUCCCGCAGGAAGAUGACAAGCCCUUCACCGUUCACCUCUCCGAUGAGAGCUUCGAGACCUACGAGCUCGACCCUCCCCCAUACACCCUGGAAACCACUAAGGCCGAGUUGAAGCAGAUGUACCGCGACAUGGUCACAAUUAGACGUAUGGAGUUGGCUGCCGAUCGUCUGUACAAGGAGAAGAAGAUUCGUGGUUUCUGCCAUCUGUCUGUUGGUCAGGAAGCUGUCGCAGUCGGUAUCGAGCAUGCUAUCAACCGCAAGGACAAUGUUAUCACCUCUUACCGUUGCCACGGUUUCGCCUUGAUGCGCGGUGCUACCGUCAAGUCCAUCAUUGGUGAGCUGCUCGGCCGCCGUGAAGGUAUCGCCUACGGAAAGGGUGGUUCUAUGCACAUGUUCGCCGAGGGCUUCUUUGGUGGUAACGGUAUUGUCGGUGCUCAGGUACCCGUCGGUGCUGGUCUGGCUUUUGCCCAGCAAUACAACGAGGAGCCCCAGACCAGCAUCGUCCUUUACGGUGACGGUGCCUCCAACCAGGGUCAAGUCUUCGAGGCUUUCAACAUGGCCAAGCUGUGGAACCUCCCUGUCCUAUUUGGUUGUGAGAACAACAAGUACGGUAUGGGUACAUCCGCCGCCCGCUCCUCCGCCCUGACCGAGUACUACAAGCGUGGUCAGUACAUCCCUGGUCUCAAGGUCAACGGCAUGGACGUCUUGGCCACCAAGGCCGCCGUCCAGUACAGCAAGGACUACACUGUCUCUGGCAAGGGUCCCCUUGUCCUCGAGUACGUCACCUACCGUUACGGCGGUCACUCCAUGUCCGACCCUGGUACCACCUACCGUAGCCGUGAGGAGAUCCAGCGCAUGCGUAGCACCAACGACCCUAUCGCCGGACUCAAGCAGAAGAUCCUCGAGUGGGGUGUCACCUCCGAUGAGGAGCUCAAGACCAUUGACAGGGAGGCUCGCGCCGCCGUCGACGCCGAGGUCGUCGAGGCCGAGCAAAUGGAUGCUCCCGACAACACCAACCGUAUCCUCUACGAGGACAUCUACGUCCGUGGAUCCGAGCCCAAGUGGAUGCGUGGCCGUACCGUCGACGAGACUUUCUACUACUAG